AUGUCCAUAUUGAUGCUUUGUUUUAUAGUUGUGGAGGGGGCACACUUUUUAUUACAAGACAUAACCGUUGAGAACUCGACCGGACCGGGCACCCAAGCAGUGGCUUUGUACUGUCAUGCUGAGUAUGCCAUUUUUUACAAGUGCAAGAUAACAGGGUAUCAAGACACAUUAUUUGCAGACAGCACACAACAAUUUUAUCGAGAAUGUGACAUCUACGGCACAGUCGAUUUUAUUUUUGGAGAUGCAAGGGCAUUAUUCCAAAACUGCAAUCUGUUUGCCCGUGAUACUGGCGCGGUGUUCACAGCCCAUUCUCGGGAUAGUGUGAAGGAAUCCUCGGGAUAUGUGAUUCAAAAUUGCUCUCUAAAAGCUUCGCCAGAAAUUGCAACCAACGUAGCAACCAACAUCUCGGAGAUGAACGCCUAUUUGGGACGACCAUGGAGAAAAUUCUCCACAGUGAUUGUCAUGGAAUCGUUCAUUGACGCCAUAUUCAACCCAUUGGGAUGGGAGCCGAUGGGAGGUUCUCACGGCGAGCUCGUGACAUACCGAGAGUACAACAACCGAGGAGGUGGCGCAAACGUGACGGGACGAGUGAAAUGGAAAGGAUACAAGGUUAUAAGGCACCAUGAGGAAGCAAUGCAAUAUACAGCGAGAAACUUUAUUGACGGGAAUACUUGGAUUCCCCAAACCGGUGUCCCGUACUAUGGAGGUUUAGCAUUUACUUAGAUGGA
Rhododendron vialii is the source of this 728-nucleotide messenger RNA. Its product is annotated as probable pectinesterase/pectinesterase inhibitor 25. The transcript has a single exon. Gene Ontology annotation, biological process: cell wall modification. The record is from RefSeq and is a predicted model, not a curated record. Gene Ontology annotation, molecular function: pectinesterase activity; pectinesterase inhibitor activity. NCBI's taxonomy places the organism in Eukaryota, Viridiplantae, Streptophyta, Magnoliopsida, Ericales, Ericaceae. The coding region runs from base 1 to 723 and encodes 240 amino acids.